Molecule: messenger RNA, 3627 nt
Organism: Exaiptasia diaphana
Lineage: Eukaryota; Metazoa; Cnidaria; Anthozoa; Actiniaria; Aiptasiidae
Product: type I inositol 3,4-bisphosphate 4-phosphatase
Exons: 33
Coding region: 46-3033 (995 amino acids)
Cellular component (GO): cytoplasm
Molecular function (GO): phosphatidylinositol-3,4-bisphosphate 4-phosphatase activity
Source: RefSeq, a predicted model, not a curated record
CAAAAUGGCUGAAUGAUGGAAGUCUGCUGAUGCUCUUUUCGUGUUAUGGCCAAAAAGAUGCGAUUUAAUCAAAAAGAACUCGCUUAUAUCGCAUGCACGAGUGAUAUUCCAUUCGACAAGGAGGGUAUUCUUUGGCUGAAGGAAAAAGAGGGGUAUUUUAUUAAAAACGAAGUUUAUACAGAAAGAUGGUUUCGCCUCAAAGGCAACAUUUUAUUUUAUUUCAAGACAAAAGACAAGGCAUCUGAACCAGCUGGGGCAAUUGUGCUUGAAAGAUGCAAAGUGACCAAACAACCUACACAGUCAAUGAAACAUGCAUUUAAUAUUGCUUUUGAUGAAGAUGACACUCAGUACCACGUAAGUGGGAAAUCCACUAAAGAAACAGAUGAAUGGAUAGAAAAAAUCAGAAAUGCAAGCUAUGAAGCCUUAAGAAAUAAAUUAUCGAGCCUCAGAAAACAAUUAAUGGACAUGACAGGAAAGGAUCCACUGCCAGAUUCACAUCCACUAGCACAACAAGAGCCAUUGAAACCUGGAAUUGGAGAGUACUCAUCUUCAGCYAGUACUACAACAAAUCCAGAUGAGGCUCCACUUCUUGAAAUGUGCAUGGCAUGCAAUGGCUUGCGGUGCGUAGACGGAAGGCURCCAAAUACCUUUGUUGAAAUCAGAACAAUGACUCCACCAUCUGGAACCUGGAUAAAACAUGCACAGACUGAGAUUAUUGAGAAUAAAACAGACCCAUACUUUCUAGCAACAGUGGUAUUCCCAUCUAAUGGAACUAUACAAGAUGUUACUAGGUUAAAACUAGCAGUUUUUGAUGUUCUUGACAGAGAAAAGGAAGAAAUGUCAAUCCUUGGUCAAGCUGUGUGUACUAUCAAGGACAUCAUAUCAUCACCAGAUCAAAAACUUACACUUACAUUGACUUCUGUAGAUUCAUCAGCGCCAUGUGGUACAGUUGUGAUACUUGGUUGGCAGGGAGAAGCAGACUGCAGAUCAAGGGCAUCAACUCAUGACUCUGUAGACAGCUUAGAGGGUUGUUUAAGUGUAAGAAGAAACAGUUCUGGCAAAUCAAUGAGAUACGUAGAACAAAUUCUUACCAGGAGCUACAGAUUUCCAACCAAAGAGCCUGGACGAGCUUUAAAAGUAGUGGAAUUAAUGGGAGAAAGUACUCUUGCUUUCAAGAUUCCGAUUCAACUACUUAAAAUAUACAUUGCCGAAGAGCAUCAAAGAGCUUUGGAAUUGCACCAUUUAGGAGAUUUAAAUCCAGACUGGGAAAGUGCCAGACAUGCAGUCAUUGAAAAYCACUUCAAACUUAUUUUUAUAUAUAAAAACUUUUUGAGAGAUCUUGUCCCUCUACAAGGUAAUACUUUUAAAGCAAGUAAACAUAAGGCUCACAAACAGUUGCCAUUYAUCCCAGUUAAUCUGCAUUUGCAGCGAUUGAGAGUCAAUGAUGGAAUCCGUGAAGGUAAAGUGUAUGAUGUAAUAACAGUAGGAGCACCUGUUUGCCACACACUCAAAUUUAACCAGGGUGGWCUAAGGAAGAUGAUGGUGCAGUUAAAGAAAGAGCAACACAUAGACCCAGAUGCAGAGAACAAAGCAGCACUACUCAAGCAGUCAAGAGUUACUUUGGAAAGACUCAAACUUUCCAUAUCUCAGUUAUGYGACAGGCUGAAAAAGAGCAUGAAAUCACUUGUUGUACAGAGCAUUGUGGAUUCACUUGCAAACCUGUCAGACAAGACUAAUCAUCUUCUAAAGCUCAGGGAAAUCCCAUUAGUUACAGAGUCUUUGAGUGCUUUGGAGAAAGUUGUACCCAGACCUCGWGAUGAUGAACAGGGAGCUGCUGAAUCAUCUGAAUGGCAGUGGAAUGUAACUGCAUUUUCUAAUGAUAAAGCACAGGAACUCUCUAAGCUGGUGCAACAGACUUUGGCUGUGAUGCAAACYCACAUAAAUGUAAUGAUACAGGGUGCRAAACCACCUGAAGGUAAACAAUGGAAUGAUGUCAUCUUAAGUGAAAUCCAUGAUGUCUCAAGAGCAGCUGAUGGMCUUGCUAAAGAAAUCUACUUAGGUCUUGUCUUUGCACAGCUACAGGAGGAUUCUAGACAUGUAAUGCUUCGGUUUUCAAUCAAGAGAAGACAUGAUAUUGUGUUUGCACAUGCUGUUACGUCUCUGGUAGCAGGUUUUAUCAGCAAGCUUUAUAUCAAUUUAGAAAAUCAACAAUUCUGGCGUCAAAUGACAGAGAUUGGAUUCUURGCACAAUUUGAAAGUCUGCUAAGCACUAAUGGCGAUGAGAUGGGGAUGUUAGAAGAUAUGUGCAUAGGUGUGCAAAGCCUUACUCGGGUCAAGUUUAAAAUUAGAAACUGUGAACGAGAAGACGAAAUACCAGCCCUCAGUGGAAACAGGACAUCUAUUAUGGUGACCAUUCCUGUACAAGAAGAAUCCUUUCRCUUGCUGCCCAAAGAUGUCCAGGAAGGACGUGUUAUCAAAGUUAUUCCAGUAAUGUUUUCUCAAGGAAUCAAUGAGCAUGCAACGCUAGCUGAAAAGUUUGGUGAUACCUCCUUACAAGAAUACAUCAACGGUGACAACUACAGYAUCCUAAGUUUUUAUGCGCAACAAUUCAAAGACAAAUUUCCCGAAUUAUGUGUUUCACGUUACAAGGACGAUCCUACUCUUGAUAACCUUAUGGAGCACCUCAAAGUUAACGUUGAAAGUCGGAAAAACAAAAAUGUAGACAUCUUGUUACACAGCGAAGAGAUAUGUUGGAGGAUGAAUGGUGCGCGUUUUACAAGUUGUAAGAGCGCCAAGGACCGCACAGCUAUGGCGGUGAGCUUAGAACAGGCUUUGAUUCUCCAGAGAGAACACGACAUGGAUCCUAAUGUCUUUCAGCAGUCCAUUGAUGCCAUGAGAAGCAAUGGAACGAGAAUCGAAAAUACAAAGAAAAACACAGGAACGCGAAAGUAUGCAUUCAAUUAUUGGCAAGUCAUGGCUUUACCACGUUUAUACAGGCCACCAACAGGAACGUACGGAAAAAACGAAAAAUGAUUUUCUUUUCGGUUGCCYGCCAUGCUGGCGGUCUGCGGUUUCGCCGGAUUGCAGACCRCCGCCGGCGACGCCCUASACACUGAAUUUCCGRUUYUUAAUGGAAUAUAUAGAGCGGCUUUAUUCAAAGAAAAGAUAAAAAUACAUAGCAAGAUAAAAAUACAUAGCAAUAUUAGAAAUGAUAUAUUUUCUAGAAGUAUAGACGAUAAAUUAUAAUAGAAGCAGAUAUAUAGAGAUGCUUGAGAUGCUUGAGAUACUUGAUCUUUUUUACAGACACUCACAAGGCACGACGGUUUUUGAAAAUUGACAUUUCAAAAUAUCGUUUAAUUUGGUUCACAAGGAAGCAGAGAAACGAUAAUGUACGGGCUUCAAAAUCCCGCAAUUGAAUUUAUAACAACCUCGUUCCCAAGUCCAUAUCCCCUUCACCCUCGGUCUUGCGCCUGAGAUAUGGGUCUGGAACGAGGUUGGAUUUAUAAUACACAAUAAAGCUGAAAGAAGCUCUGAAAAUACUUAAAUAUAUGACUAAUAAAGCAAACAAAAUGUAGUCCAAAGYACAAUUUUACAUUUCAAUGCUAUAUUAAACUAUUUCAGUUACAG